Molecule: messenger RNA, 1077 nt
Organism: Rosa rugosa (rugosa rose)
Lineage: Eukaryota; Viridiplantae; Streptophyta; Magnoliopsida; Rosales; Rosaceae
Product: transcription factor MYB64-like
Exons: 2
Coding region: 1-1077 (358 amino acids)
Biological process (GO): regulation of DNA-templated transcription
Cellular component (GO): nucleus
Molecular function (GO): DNA-binding transcription factor activity, RNA polymerase II-specific; RNA polymerase II cis-regulatory region sequence-specific DNA binding
Source: RefSeq, a predicted model, not a curated record
AUGAGAUUGGUGAAGCAAUAUGGAGUGAGGAAAUGGGCACAGAUAGCUGAGAAGCUUGUGGGUAGAGCUGGGAAGCAAUGUAGAGAAAGGUGGCAUAAUCAUUUGCGCCCUGAUAUCAAGAAAGAUAGCUGGACUGAAGAGGAAGAGAAGAUAUUAGUGGAAGCUCAUGCUGAGGUUGGGAACCGUUGGGCAGAGAUUGCCAAACGCAUUCCGGGGAGAACCGAAAAUGCCAUAAAGAAUCAUUGGAAUGCUACAAAAAGGAGGCAGAAUUCAAGGAGAAAGAACAAACAGACAGAUGCCAAAAAUGGAUCAUCAUCAUCAAAUAAGCCUCCUCAACCUUCCAUACUUCAAAACUACAUAAGAAGCAAGAAUUUCAACAACAAAGCCAACAACAACUCUUCUUCCAAUGUUACCCCUACCCCAAGCAAUAUCAGCACCACUACCCCUACCAGCUCCUCCACUCUCACCCAGGAAGAACCUUCAAAAAUCCCCUUCAACAUUUUUCUCUCGGACCCAUCGGACUUAUCUAGUUGUGAACACUCUCCAUUGAACAUUACAGCUGAUUCCUACAGUGAUGAGGAACUUCUCUUCAUGCAGAACUUCUUCAACAACAACAAUAAUGUUCACAAUAAUAAUCAGCAGCAGCAGCCAUUACCCAUCGACAAUUACAAUAAUGGCCUUACUGCAAAUCCAAUGGAUACUACUGAUUGGUUUGUCACUUCAACUCCAAAACCAAACAUGUACACCAACAGAAACUUCCAAGCAGCUGUUCACAAUGUAGAAUCUCACAUCGGGAAUUCUACAGAAGACCCGCGAUCCAUUAAUCCCCCUACUACCCAUCUCAGUUCUGAUCUCUACCUCUCUUACCUCUUAAAUGGAGGAGCCAGUUCAUCAUCAUCUUCCGCGAAUCAUGAUCAUCAUAUGGGUAAUUACUAUAACAUGAACAUUGAUUUGGUGACUCAUCAACAUCAAGCAGCUUCUGCAACUGAAAGGAGAGAGAUGGAUGUGAUUGAGAUGGUUUCUUCUUCGUCUUCUUCUCAGUUUGCUGAAGGUACCAACACUACUAGCUUCUAUUGA